Messenger RNA from Actinia tenebrosa (Australian red waratah sea anemone), 2269 nucleotides. RefSeq names its product neuropeptide FF receptor 2. NCBI's taxonomy places the organism in Eukaryota, Metazoa, Cnidaria, Anthozoa, Actiniaria, Actiniidae. The record is from RefSeq and is a predicted model, not a curated record. Gene Ontology annotation, molecular function: neuropeptide Y receptor activity. Gene Ontology annotation, cellular component: plasma membrane. Gene Ontology annotation, biological process: G protein-coupled receptor signaling pathway.
GGUAUACCUGUUUAGCAGGCACAUUUUCUCUUAAAUGCGUUUGCCUUCAAAAUAUGGCUGUCAAUCAAUUGAGAUUUAAAAAGAGAUUUAAGUGUCGAGCUAAAUAAAGGCAUCUUACGCAGACUAACGGAAUCAGUGAGAGGACAUAAUCUCCAACGAAACGGGAGAAAGUAUAUGUAGAGAGUAAACAUAAAAGACAUCCUUCAUCCAGAUGAACCUCUUAUUACAGCAUUAAUGGAUUUGCUUGAAGGUUUUGUAUACACAAUAUAUUCUACGCGCGUGCUGUUCCACAACGCCUGAGAGCUCCAACAUUUAUUCCCUGAGCGACAUUAGUGAAACCAAAAAGCACAAGUUGAUAAGAACGACAUUUUCAUCUAACGAUUUUGCAGCAUAUUUUUCAUCAACUUCGUAAAAGUGACACUUCCAACCGAGGAAUGGUUUUAUUUUCUUUUCUACUGCAAUGAAUAACUCAACAACACUUCAGCUAAAUUAUUCCAUUCCACCAGAAACUACUCUUGAACGAGACGUUACUCUAGGAUUCUUCCUGGUGACAUUCAUAAUCGGUUCCAUAGGCAACAUUUUAGUCAUCAUCAUUGUCGUCAAGAAGCGCACCAAAAGGACCGCCAAUGACAUCUUCAUCAUGAGCCUGGCUGUUUCUGACCUAACUUUAAUAUUAUUUCUACCUCUUCAGAUAAUUGAUUUAUUCGGGAAGCUCCCAUUUAACGUUUUUACCUGUAAUUUUGUUCGGCCGUUGAUGACGGUGACAUUUUUCGUGAGUAUCUUCACGCUGACAGCAAUGGCGGUUUAUCGUUGUAAGGUCAUACUGAAUCCUUUUCGACCCGAAAUGAAGGAACUGACAGCAGUAGUACUAGUUGUUCUACUAUGGAUAUCGUCAUUUAUCAUUGUUUUACCGUUCAUGAUCGUAAGUAAGCCUUUGGAAAAUUUCUGUCUGGAAGACUGGCCUACAAGAACGCAUCAACAAGCUUAUACCGUAGCUUUGGUUCUUCUGCAGUAUAUAUUACCACUCUUCGUUAUCGCUAUAGCAUAUAUAAGAAUAGGACUUGAUCUUUACCGAGCUCGUUUGCCUAGGAGAAUGUCAUUUAAACGCCGAAGCUCCGCCAAAGAGGUUGGAGCUGCCAAGAUUAAUUACAAAGCGAGAAAGCGAGAGAACCAGCAAGUUAUAAAGACUUUAGCAACUAUAGUUAUCAUGUUCGCAGUGUGUCUCCUUCCUGGUCAAGUUAUAUGGCUUGUGAUGGAUUUUGGGUCCGAAAAACAAAAGAAAUCCUUACAAAUAUGGAUGAGAAUCAGUGUUAUAUCCUCUGUUUUUAACAGUUGUUUAAAUCCGCUUGUUUAUGGAACUUUAACUAGACAAUUUCGUCGUGGCUACAUUAAAUACCUCUCUUAUUUAUUAUGCUGUUGCCAAUCCAACAGUACUGUAAAGAGGUUGCAACUUAUGCGGGAAGAUACCUCGAAGACGGACUCCAGAAAACGCCCCAGUUUUCACCUUAUUGAUAAAAGCCCUUUUACUACUUCUACGUCAAUAUCAAAGAAAAAAUCCAAUGGAUUUCGCUCCUAUUUGAAACUGGGAACAAAUGGGAGCACUGAAAAUGGAUGCAGCAGAGGUCCAAAUGUUAUUGGUGAAAAAGAUGAAACCAUUGUCUAAAAAGCACCUUUAUUCUCACAGAUGAAAUAUAAAUUGUUCCCUACAAAAUGUUUUAGAUUUAUAGAUAGAAAGAAAUUGCUUUUAGUAUUUUUAUUUUCAAAGCGCUUUUAUAAUCUUAUUUUGUUAAAAUCAGUGUUGACCAGCUUUUACUAUAGGCAAAUAAAGCCUUCACUGACAAACCUCGAAUAUAUGUAUUUCAAACAAACUAAUGGUGGCUUCAUACGUACGUGACUCUGAAAGUAAUACAAAUCAAACUUGCUCCUUCUUCGAGAGCUUAUCCACUUCAAAACUGAAUUGCCUUCAAUUGAUUUUAAAUUAAAUGAGCAAAAUUUAGGAAAACCCUAGACUCAAGAUUUAUGGGAAUAUCUUAUAGCGCAUGCGUAAAACAUGUCUCGACUGAAGCUUUUAAAAGCUAUGAUGUUAAUUAUUUGAACGACCUAAGGGUCAUCCGACCGAGGUAAGCUAUUUAAUAUUUAUUGUCCUAUGAUGAUGACGUCAUUCCAGACGUAGCUGAUCACGUGAUGCUAAGUUCAUUAAUUGGCUAGUUUGAAAUAUUUGAAUAAGAAAAAUAAAAGUCCAUUGAUACCUGAGUAUUUGGUACCUGAA